This is a messenger RNA of Purpureocillium lilacinum, 1050 nucleotides long. RefSeq lists its product as uncharacterized. Gene Ontology annotation, biological process: regulation of transcription by RNA polymerase II. Lineage: Eukaryota; Fungi; Ascomycota; Sordariomycetes; Hypocreales; Ophiocordycipitaceae. The record is from RefSeq and is a predicted model, not a curated record. Gene Ontology annotation, molecular function: DNA-binding transcription factor activity, RNA polymerase II-specific.
AUGUCUUUAGGCGGAUCGACUGACACCUCGCCUCCAUCCUCGACGACGACGAUUUCGCGGAGCGUCACACCAGCCACUCAAACUCCCUGCUCCUUGAACGUGGCCGACCUCGAGCUGCUGCAUCACUUCACAACCUGCACCGCCCAUUCCCUCGCGGGAUCCGACAGCGAAGACGACCCGAUUGCGCGGUUCUGGUCUCGCAACGUGCCCAAGCUGGGCUUGGACCAUCAUUUCGUGCUGCACCUCCUGCUGGCCGUGGCCGGCUACCACCUUGCGCACAUGAAGGGGCGGAGUGAGAGGGCUGCCCAGCCGUACCUCUCUUUGGCAGAGCGGCACACCGCCGUCGGGUUGACCGAGUUUGCAAGAGUACUGGGCCGACUCGACAGCGGCAACUGCCAGGCGCUGUAUGUAUCGGCGAUGCUCGUUUGCUACUGCACCUUUGCCGCAGGGCCCACGAGCCCGGAGGAUGUCCUCGUCUGCCAUCUCGACGACGGUGCGGCGCAGUGGCUCCCUCUCAUCAAAGGCGUGCGCUUGAUCAACGAAACGGUAGGCCCCGACGUGCUGUUCUCUGGACUCAUGGCGCCUCUGGCCCCCUCGGGCGAGAGCGAAGACACGGGGGCCAAGUUUGCGCGCGACGGCUUCCCUCGCGUCGAUUGGGAGAAGCCGUUGGACAAUCUGCGCGACUUGGUAUCGUCAUCUGCCGGCGAGAGCGCGAACGUUUGCCUCGAGGCACUGGGCGGCCUGUCUGCGACUUACGCCGCGAUAUACGGCAGAGGCGCCGACGGCUUCUACGACGGGCCGCAGAGCUGCCAGUUUGUCUUUGGGUGGUUGUACCGGAUCCAGGACGCCUUUGUGGCGCUGCUGCGGCGGAGGGAGGCUCCGGCUCUGGCGAUAUUGGCGUACUUUGCGGUGCUCUUGCGGACCUUGGACGACUGCUGGUUUGUCCACGGCUGGUGCUCGCACAUUGUCGAGAGCGUUUGCCGGUUCGUCGGCCCAGACUACGCCGGCUGUCUGCAGUGGGCAGUAGCUCAGGCAACUCAAAGUGACUGA